AUGGAAGUAGAAGAAACAACAAUUGAACAGAAUGAAACAGUUGAAAGGGAAGAGACAGAGAAUGUAGAAAUGAAGGAAAUUGACAAGGAAACAGCAGAAAAAGAAGAUUAUGUUGCGAUUUUAAAUGAGAAGGAGAAACAUUAUUUUGAGACGAAGGAAGUAGUGGAAUUAGGAAAGAUCACAGUACCUAACACAUCAAAUCAGCAUUAUUUUCAAGGAGCAACAUGGAGUGCGGAUGGAACCUGUUUAUUAACAGCUGUAAAUGCUAAAGGUUUGAUGAUAUUUGAGCUUCCACAGGAUAUUUAUGGAAAGGAAUCAAUAAGUAAAGAACGUGACAUUAAUGAAUUGAAGCCAGUUAUCACAGUUAAAUGUGGUACAAACAUUUAUGAUUUCUGUUUUAAUCCAGUCUUAAAUUCAAUGGAUGAUACGACGACCUACUUUAUAGCUACCUGCCAAAAUGAGCCUAUAAAGCUGUAUGAUGCAUUCAAUGGCAAUUACAAAUCAUCAUAUAGAGCAUACGAUUAUGCUGAUGAGCUUGAUGCAGCAUUAAGUGUUUGUUUUUCACCAGAUGGAUCUUUAAUAUAUGGUGGCAUGAAAAAAGGAAUUGUUGUAUUCAGCACAUCAGUCCCAGGCAGAGAUUAUGAUACAAUUCCUCUGAAACAAGCUACCUCAUGUAUGGCAUCAAACUAUUAUAGCAGUGAAAUUGCAGCUGGAAGUUGGAAUAAGACAAUAAGUUUAAUUGAUAGUCGUGAUUAUUUAGUCACAGACACACUGAUUGGUCAUAAACAAGGCGUGACAUACUUGAAAUUCUCAAGCAAUGGUGAUUAUCUUAUAUCAGGCAGUCGGAAGGAUUCAAAUUUACUAAUGUGGGAUUUGAGGAACCGAUCACUUCCUCUUUAUAGAUUUACAAGACGAGUUGACACAAACCAGAAAGUUCAAUUCGAUUUAUCGUACAAUUCUAAUUGGUUGAUAUCUGGAGACACAAGAGGAAUCGUACAUGCAUGGAGUCUAUUUGACUUGGAUGAAAAUGAAUUCCCAAAAGAGAGCCAAUAUGGACUGCAUAGUGAUGCAUGCUCAGGAAUAAGUUUACAUCCUUAUUUACCCGUUCUAGCUUCAUGCUCUGGACAAUUUAAAUAUGGAAAUGAUAUUGAUUGCGAUGAGAAAACUGAGGAAAUUAUUGAAAAUUCACUAGUUCUUUGGUGGAUUGGACAUGCUGAAUAA
This is a messenger RNA of Chironomus riparius, 1221 nucleotides long. The record is from the annotation of a GenBank genome assembly. NCBI's taxonomy places the organism in Eukaryota, Metazoa, Arthropoda, Insecta, Diptera, Chironomidae.